Molecule: messenger RNA, 2697 nt
Organism: Nicrophorus vespilloides
Lineage: Eukaryota; Metazoa; Arthropoda; Insecta; Coleoptera; Silphidae
Product: ankyrin repeat domain-containing protein 27-like
Exons: 1
Coding region: 138-2564 (808 amino acids)
Biological process (GO): neuron projection morphogenesis; early endosome to late endosome transport
Cellular component (GO): transport vesicle; early endosome; plasma membrane
Molecular function (GO): SNARE binding; guanyl-nucleotide exchange factor activity
Source: RefSeq, a predicted model, not a curated record
CAUAACCUAGUUAAUUAUUUAUUUACAUGUUUUGUCUUUUGCAAAUAAAUUAAGAAUUAUCUGUGAAUGUACGAUAAAAUGUGGAAAUAAGUUCGUGGCUUAUUUAUAGCUAUUACAGCAUCUACAGUGAUAUUAAAAUGACGAGCUACGAUGAAGAUAUCCAGCAAAAUGUGUUUCAUCAAUACUUCAUUGAAAACCACCCUGAUCUUCUGCAGAAGGUUUUACAAGAAAACUGGAUUCUUUGUGUUCCAAGAAGCCAAUCCAUCACAGAUCCAGUAACAACACAAGAUAUUUUUGAUCAUGUGCUGAUCAGCAAUUCAGAGUUGGGUGAAAUCAAAACUUUGUCUGGAGCAACAAUCCAUCUAGAGAACAAUCAACUGGACUCUGUAAGAGUUUUAUUCAAGGAAAGUGUGUAUUUAAAAGGAUACAAAUAUUUGGUAUAUUGUAUUGAGCAUCCUCUUAACCUUAGGAAUAGUGAAUGUGAUAGAACAAAUUUAGAGAUACACACAUUUAAAGAUUGUGUUGAUUUCCUAUGCAGAGAAACAACAGGAGGUACAGAGAUUCUAACAAAAUUAACUGAGAUAUGUGAAAGAUUUUUAGAAGCAAAUGAAAAUAUAUUAUAUUACACAUUGGGUGAGUUGAGAAUUUCUGUCAGAGAACUCUAUGAUGAUUGUGUAUUAGUAACAUUUUGUAUGAAUAACUUGAAAAGCAGAUGCUUGAGAGAUUUUAGCUUAAGAAAUAAGAUCAAACUGAGUGUUGAAAGCAUUAUGGAAAAUUCACUUAAUGGAAAUGUUUUUAAAGCUGUCUGCACAACAACAUCAAGAGCUGAUGCAGAAUUUAAUAAAACAGUGAGAAACCUACAGGGAAUGCAGUUAAAGGAUUUUUGCAGAACAAGUGUGAAAUGCAUGUACGCCAUAGGCAAUGCUAGGUGUAUUUUAGGAAAACUGAAUAGUCACAUGACAAUCUUAGGAAAAAUUAGUUGCCUGAAGAAUACUUUUGAAUUGUUUUCCAACAACAGUGAAAGCAAUUUGACGUCAGAAGAUUUACUGCAGUUAUUUGCAUUCUUGAUUAUAAAGUUGAAUAUCAAUAAUUGGAUAGCGAAUCUGGUUUAUUUGCAGGAAUUCUCGGUGAGCGCAAAUUUCAAUAGUGAAACCAACUUUCUUAUUACAACAUUAGAAGCUGCCAUAGAAUUCAUCAAGUCGCGAAGCAUAUUUGAGAUGAGCUGCAACUUGGAAGUGGAUAACGAUUUACUGAAUAUGAUUCGAGUGGGAGACUUGGAUGGAGUUGCUGGUAUCUUCGAUGGUCGUAAAAUGAGGGGAGGACAUCAGUUAUGUCAUCCACUGUGCGCGUGCGACGAAUGCGAAGCCGCCUUCAACCUGAAAGAUUCAAAAGCGAGGAAUUGCCUGCAUCUCGCAUGCAUUUACGGACAUCCGCAUAUUGUUGAGUUUUUGCUCCACAAGAAUGUUGUUGAUAUAAACGAAAUUGAUUACUCCAAUUCGAAACCUAUCCAUUAUGCAGCUAGCUUUGGUCAUCAAAACGCGUUGUUGCUCUUGAUGCACAACGGAGGAGACAUAGACAGUCCUAAUGAUGAUGGCGAUAGUCCUUUACUUUUAGCAGCUGAAAACGGUCACGAGAAUUGCGUGAAGGCCUUACUGUUUUACGCCGAACUGAAGAAUACUCCAAUAGAUGUGAAUCGACGAAACAGCUCAGGUGAUACCGCUCUUCAUCUGGCUUCAAAUUGGGGCUUCCUCGGUAUAGUUAACACUUUAUUGCAAUAUCAUAUAGACGCAACUAUAAAGAAUAAACGCAAUCAAAUUGCAUUGGAUUUGGCGCACAACUUUUACGUGAAAGAUAUUUUAUUGAAUAGUCAAAAGUACGAGAAGAUCGAAGACGCAAAAAUAGUGCGAGAGAAAAAUGCAAACACCAAAAAUUUGGACCAUUUCAAGAAGACUGAUUUACUACUCAAAGCCAUUGAGAACAACGACCUGCAACUGUGCUGCUUCUACUUGGGAAUAGCCAAUCCCUUGGUGCAGACGACCACCGUAAACUAUUGCCACCCUUUAUGUAAUUGCGAAUCGUGCACAGAAUUGACCCCAGAAACGCAAACUCGUAAACAACUGGUCAAUAUUAAUUCCACGAAUUGCGAUGGUCUUACUGCACUCCAUGUGGCGGCUAGGUUCGGUAGAAAGGAGAUUUUGAGGAUCCUGCUGGACUCUAGGGCGGACGUAAAUAUGGUUACACAUAAAAGUCGUUACACUCCAUUGCACUUAGCGUGCCAUCAACAGCGAUCAUCCAUUGUCUUGGAACUCAUACAGUGCGGAUCGUGCAAGAUUGAUGCAACGGAUUCCCGAGGAAACACCCCGUUACACAGUGCCUGCUCCAAGAAUGACCCAAAAAUUGUUAAUUUACUUAUAACCCAAGGCGGGGCGGAUAUUAGGAUCAAGAAUUCCGAAGGGAAAACAGCCUUGCAGAUAGCCAAAGACAAGAACCUCUUGAAAGUCAUGGAGACUAUCCAAAAGCAUGACCACAUUAACUCCGAUCUUGUAUACUCAUUCGAAACUUGAUAUUAUCUAUUGAAGAUUAAAAUAUGCUUUAUUCAGACAACACGCAAUUCAUUAAUAACUUACCUAUCACCAACUUUAUUUACGUUUCGGAAAGAGGAAGGGAUUUCAGUUGAGACUAUAAUGAAAACUUAAU